AUGUUCAAUCGGAGGAACUGUUCCCGGCCCUGGGAAGUGGCCCCAAGCCCACUGCCCCCGCUGCCGCUACAUGGGGUGCGAAGAAGCCUUCAGCGGCGGCCGCAGUCUCAAAUGGCCAGCCUGUCAAGUCAAUGGGUAUGUGGAAAACUCCGGCGAUUCCCAGCCUACCUCAGAGACUUCUAACACUCUUGU
Penicillium salamii is the source of this 192-nucleotide messenger RNA. Lineage: Eukaryota; Fungi; Ascomycota; Eurotiomycetes; Eurotiales; Aspergillaceae. The record is from the annotation of a GenBank genome assembly.